This is a messenger RNA of Benincasa hispida (wax gourd), 2756 nucleotides long. RefSeq names its product F-box/LRR-repeat protein 3-like. Gene Ontology annotation, biological process: SCF-dependent proteasomal ubiquitin-dependent protein catabolic process. Gene Ontology annotation, molecular function: protein binding. Lineage: Eukaryota; Viridiplantae; Streptophyta; Magnoliopsida; Cucurbitales; Cucurbitaceae. Gene Ontology annotation, cellular component: SCF ubiquitin ligase complex. The record is from RefSeq and is a predicted model, not a curated record.
GAAAAAUGAAAAAAUUUCCCAAAUUGGACCAUGGAGGUCUUGGAUGUAAUUUUCCGUACCUCUGUUUCUUCCACCUCCGUUCCGUACUCCCCCGGAUGAGUUCUCUAGUUCUCUGCAAGAAUCUUGCUGGAGUCUAUGAAUAAACCUCCCCUGUUCUCCACCUUCAUCUUUUUCCUUAUUUCUCCCUCCGAUUCCUCAUUCUUAUCUCUUCCUCCGCUCUUUCACAUACCCAAUUCACCAUGUUCUCCAACUUCGAAUCUACCCCAUCUCUGAAAAAGAAGCUCAAAACGACUGAAAUGAACAACCCAUUUUCCGGCCCCUUUGAUCAUCUCACAGAGGAGAUCAUCUUCGCGAUUCUCGACCAUCUUCACGACGACCCCUUUUCUAGAAAAUCCUUCUCUCUCGUCUGCAAGUCCUUCUACGCCGCCGAAUCGCUCCACCGGAAAUCUCUAAGGCCACUGCGCUCUGACUUGAUUCGAACGAUAUCCCCUCGUUACCCUUCCAUUUCGAAACUUGACCUUUCCCUUUGCUCACAUGUGGAGGAUUCUUUUCUGAUUUCAGUAUCGAGUGCUUGGAAAACGACGCUGCGUUCCAUCGAUCUGUCCCGGUCUAGGUCGUUUUCGAAUGUGGGGUUGUCGAAUUUGGUUACGAAUUGUACUGGGUUGGUCGAAAUUAACUUGUCGAAUGGGGUGGCACUGACGGACUCAGCGUUGAAGGUCUUAGCGGAGGCCAAAAACUUGGAGAAACUGUGGUUGUCGAGGUGUAAAUCGAUUACGGAUAUGGGGAUUGGUUGUGUAGCUGUUGGAUGUAGAAAGUUGAAACUCUUGUGUUUGAAUUGGUGUCUGCAUAUUACUGAUUUGGGUGUUGGUUUGAUUGCAACCAAGUGCAAGGAGCUGAGGAGUUUGGAUCUUUCUUUCUUGCCGAUCACUGAGAAAUGUCUUCCAUCAAUUCUUCAAUUGCAACAUCUUGAAGAGCUGGUUCUCGAGGAAUGCCAUGGAAUUGAUGAUGAAGGCCUUGAAGCUCUAAAACGUAACUGCAAGAGAAACUCAUUGAAGAUUCUUAAUCUGUCUCGCUGUCAAAGUAUCAGUCAUUCUGGUUUGUCUUCUUUGAUUAAUGGCUCUGAAGACCUUCAAAAGCUCAACUUAUCAUAUGGCUCUUCAAUCACAACGGAUAUGGCAAAAUGUUUGCAUAAUAUUUCUGGUUUGCAAUCAAUAAAAUUGGACUGUUGUUCACUUACAACUUCUGGGGUAAAAGCCAUUGCAAAUUGGCGUGCAUCACUUCAGGAGCUGAGCUUGAGCAAGUGUACAGGCGUGACAGAUGAGUGUCUCUCCAUCAUUGUGCAAAAACACAAGCAGUUGAGGAAAUUAGACAUCACGUGCUGCCGCAAGAUAACUUAUGCAUCCAUUAACUGGAUUACGAGUUCGUGUUCUUCCCUUGUUUCGCUUAAAAUGGAAUCCUGUAGCCUAGUUCCUAGCGAGGCUUAUGUAUUAAUAGGAGAACGCUGUCCAUACUUGGAGGAACUUGAUGUCACUGACAACGAGAUCGACAAUGAAGGUUUGAAAUCAAUCUCCAAAUGUUCGAGGCUUAGUGUUCUUAAGCUGGGAAUUUGCGUGAAUAUAAAUGAUGAUGGUCUAUUGCACAUCGCAAGUGGUUGUCCAAAAAUUAAAGAGCUUGAUUUAUACAGGUUGACAGGAAUAACCGACAGAGGCAUUGCAGCAACUGCUGGGGGUUGUCCUGCUCUUGAGAUGAUAAACAUUGCUUAUAAUGAUAAAAUUACAGAUUCUUCAUUAAUAUCCUUGUCAAAAUGUUCGAGGUUAAAGGCACUUGAAAUUCGAGGGUGUUGUUGCAUUUCAUCCGUUGGCCUCUCAGCUAUAGCAAUGGGAUGUAAGCAACUUACUGUGCUUGAUAUAAAGAAAUGUGUCAAUGUAAAUGAUGACGGGAUGCUUCCACUUGCCCAAUUCUCUCACAACCUGAAGCAGAUAAACUUAUCGUACUGUUCGGUUACAGAUGUCGGUCUAUUGUCUCUAGCCAGCAUUAAUUGCCUGAGAAACGUGACCAUCUUGCAUUUGGCUGGCUUGACUCCAGAUGGCCUCACUGCUGCCCUGCUAGUUUGUGGUGGUCUAAGAAAGGUGAAGCUGCACUUGUCAUUCAAAUCCUUGCUUCCUCCAUCGUUUCGAAAAUACAUGGAAACCCGUGGAUGCGUAUUGUACUGGAGGGACAAAGCAUUCCAGUAGGUUGACCGAGCCGAUAAAGAUUGGAAUUUGCACAGUGGGAAAAGUUUCGGAGGUUCAACAUAAUCCAUGGCAAAGAUUUCAAAGCGUACACACUCUACACAGGUAACUUGACAUUAAGCCAUGAUCCAAAGAAGUAAAAGAGGAGGAACAAAUUGUCUGAUUGAUAUUCAACAUAGCCAAUGAUAAAGAUAUCACAGCAUGGUCUACUCCCUCCUCUCAUUGCUGCAGCUCCGACAGACGAGCCAUUUCUCACCUGCAGCGUGCACCCCUGAACGCCGGAACAGGCCUUCUGGUAGGAGUGGGGGUGGUGUUGAGAGAUUCCAAUUGACAUGGUUCCAUGAAAAAGGCUUGUGUAUUGGUGCAAAUGACCAUAUGUUUGAAAAUUUGAACUUUGUAUCGGUUGCAGCUGCUGCUUUGAGUAGAAUUAGGGGUGAGUUUCAAAUUUUUUACUUAGUUCACUUGUAUCAUUUCUAUUCAUUGGGUGAGUUACGAUAUAUUGAAGAAUUUUCGAAAAUUAUCAGA